AUAAAAAGAAAGCGCGCUCGCUUUCGGCGCUCACUUUUGGUCCCAGCCACCAAACGGCGUGUAUCUCACCCAAAACAGAAACAAAUCAAAAGCCAAUCCAGAAGAUAAAUCUUAAGUCCAAAUCUCAAAUCGAACAAGUGCACGGAAUUCGCAAGGCAUUUUUCUUGUUUUUUUUUUGCUGUUUUCGAAAAACUCCAAAGAACCGAAAAAAGAGGAAUCGUGGUAUCGAAAGUGCAUUUCGCAUUGUGAGUGGUUUGAAGUAUCCAAGAAACGCUGAGUAUCUAGUCCGAAGGCCAACAGUACCAGGAAGGAGCCUUCCUCAUCCCAAGGAGUGAAAAGCCGAGCGAAGUCGAGACUCUGCCGGACGGACAUUGCCACUUUCCGGACCCAUCCGCCCGAUCGCCCGAUCGCCAAUCUGCCAAUCUGCAAGAUCCAAGCCAAAGUCCGGCCCCGAACCAAGCCAAGCCCAGCGCCACAAUGACGGAUGUAUCGCAUGAACUGGGAGCCCUGCGCUUCGUGGUGGACUCACCGCUGUCCUCCAAGGUAGCCAUGUUCAACAACCAAGCCACUCAGCACAAGCAGUCCCAGCUUUUGAACCCCUUCUCCCAGGACGGACGCGCCUCCUCGCCGAAGCCCACCUUCUCAAAGGAUCAGUAUGGCAAGCCGCUGGCCGGCAGUCUCACCGAAAUGCGCGGCCAGAAGGCCAACAUUCACGUGAUGAAGGAGAUGCUGGAGCUCUGUCAGAUCAUCAACUCGGAGGGCUACGACGUCAAGGACGAGCCCACCAUGAGGGUGAUCCCCUUCGGCGAGCUCUUCAACAUCUACAACUAUAUCUCCGACAAGGUGGUUGGCAUUCUUCUGCGUGCCCGCAAGCACAAACUGGUGGACUUUGAGGGCGAGAUGCUGUACCAGCGCAGGGACGAUGACGUGCCCGUGUUCCUGCUGAAGCCAAUCAAGGAAAUCCGCGCCGAGAUGGAUGCCAAGAUUGAAGACAUCAAGCGCGCAGCGAGUCCUGCUCCGCCGCAGUCCACUUCUGUCCUGAUGGAUCGUAGUGCUCACGAGCAGAACCUUAAGGCACUGCAGUCGAGGACGCCUUCUCCUGCCGUGGGCAAGUCCAAGGCCAAGUCGAAGACGCCUUCGCCUUCGCCGGCAUCAAGAAAGGCCACAGAAGCUGCUCCCUCUGCGGCUCCAGCUCCAGCAUCAGCCCCAGCUGCUGCUCCUGAAACUGUUUCCGCUCCAGCUACUGCUGCUCCCGCUGCAGCUCCUGCACCUGCUGUAGCCCCUGCAGCAGUUCCUGAAGUCGUCGUAGCACCGGAACCUAUUUCGGAGGCAGCUGCCGCUCCAGCUCCUGUGGAGGCCAAGCCAACUAGCGAGCCAGUGCCGGUUGUGGCAAUAACAGAAGCAACGGAAGACCAAGCAGCUCCAGUGUCGCCUCCAGAAACCAGUCCCCAAGUCGAGGAAGUGGCUCCAGCUCCAGUGCCAGCGGAAGCUCCUGUCCCAACUCCCACCCCCACAUCCGCACCCGAGGACUUGCCCACGAUCGUGAUCGAAGCCUCUGCGGUGUUUGUUCGCACCGUCAGCGUGGAGCAGUUGGCACCGAGCUCGUUGCCGGAGGGUGAGUCCCAGCCGGAAGUCACGCCGGAGGCUCCAUCCAAAGAGGAGGCUGCCUAGGAACCAGGAGAAGGAGGAGGAGGAGCCUUGGGUGCUGGAGGAUCGAUUGUUGAAAGAACUCUCGCAACUAUAAAGCGGCAGCUUUAAAAUUGCAGUAGUUUAGUUUACGGCAUACUUAGAUUAAUUUAAAAUUAGAGAAAACACAAAAACCGAAGACAGGAAUCAAGAGCGACUAUUUAUUAUACUUAUAUACAAUACACAACUAUGCAGUUGAUACGGAGGUACGGGACUAUGUCAUAGACGGACGACCAAAGAGAGUCGGUAAUUUGUAUACCUAAAACAUACAGGUUCUAAGCUAAAAGUAUAAAUAAAUAAACUACACGUAGACACAGUA
Drosophila ananassae is the source of this 2005-nucleotide messenger RNA. RefSeq names its product skin secretory protein xP2. NCBI's taxonomy places the organism in Eukaryota, Metazoa, Arthropoda, Insecta, Diptera, Drosophilidae. The transcript has 4 exons. Bases 478 to 1671 code for a protein of 397 amino acids. Gene Ontology annotation, biological process: positive regulation of Rho protein signal transduction. The record is from RefSeq and is a predicted model, not a curated record. Gene Ontology annotation, molecular function: actin binding.